AUGGACAGUAACUCCCGUUCUUCUUUAAGUCCACUUCAAAAAGAGGUUGCCUCUGGAUUGACUGCAGGAAUAAUUACUACUAUAGUAACCCAUCCUCUAGAUUUGAUAAAGCUACGAUUACAACUAGCAGCAAUAAACUCCAAACCAGUAAGCUACUAUUCGCAAGUUCAACAGGUACUUAAGGAUGGGAAUGGGCUUAAUCAUACGCUAAAGGAAGCAUACCGGGGACUAGCCAUCAAUGUUUUGGGUAAUGCCAUUGCCUGGGGACUCUACUUUGGGUUAUAUCGAGUCUCUAAGGAUCUGGUGUACAGCAUGUCCUCGUACACAAAUCAGGAAAAUAAGUUCAUGAAUGAUAGACAGAUGAGUUCUACGUUAUACCUCUUUUCUGCGGGUGCAAGUGGACUGGCGACUGCAGUUUUGACUAAUCCGAUGUGGGUUAUUAAAACAAGAAUUAUGUCCACUAAUUCCUCCCACGGUUAUAGUUCAAUAUCAAAUGCAAUUUGUAGAAUUUGUAAGGAGGAGGGUAUAAAAACUUUUUGGAAAGGUUUGCUUCCAUCCUUACUAGGGGUUAGUCAAGGUGCUCUCUAUUUCUCGAUAUAUGAUACUUUAAAACUAAAAUACUUACAUGACAAAACUGCAGUUAAAGAAAGGAAAUUAACAGCUGGUGAAACUAUUGGGAUUAUAUCUUUGUCUAAAAUGAUUUCUGUCAGCACGGUCUACCCUUUACAGCUAUUAAAGACUAAUCUACAGGCGUUUAAAUCGCAAAAUAAUGAAAACAGUUCUACUAAGGCGUUAAUACGAUCUAUUUGGGCUAGAAAUGGACUAUCGGGUUUUUACAAAGGACUUAUGGCAAACCUGAUACGGGCAAUUCCAUCGACAUGCAUAACAUUUGGCACUUACGAACAUUUCAAGCAUAUUUUAUAA
Kluyveromyces marxianus DMKU3-1042 is the source of this 924-nucleotide messenger RNA. RefSeq names its product flavin adenine dinucleotide transporter FLX1 (gene FLX1). Bases 1 to 924 code for a protein of 307 amino acids. Gene Ontology annotation, cellular component: mitochondrion. The record is from RefSeq and is a predicted model, not a curated record. Lineage: Eukaryota; Fungi; Ascomycota; Saccharomycetes; Saccharomycetales; Saccharomycetaceae. The transcript has a single exon. Gene Ontology annotation, molecular function: folic acid transmembrane transporter activity; FAD transmembrane transporter activity. Gene Ontology annotation, biological process: nucleotide transport; folate import into mitochondrion.